This is a messenger RNA of Actinia tenebrosa (Australian red waratah sea anemone), 3372 nucleotides long. RefSeq names its product ubiquinone biosynthesis monooxygenase COQ6, mitochondrial. Gene Ontology annotation, biological process: ubiquinone biosynthetic process. The record is from RefSeq and is a predicted model, not a curated record. Gene Ontology annotation, molecular function: FAD binding; 4-hydroxy-3-all-trans-polyprenylbenzoate oxygenase activity. NCBI's taxonomy places the organism in Eukaryota, Metazoa, Cnidaria, Anthozoa, Actiniaria, Actiniidae. Gene Ontology annotation, cellular component: mitochondrion.
AAAAAAUACCUAAAAAAAUUUUGUCCAAAAUGUUUGCAGUUUUGCGACGCUCUGCACGAAAUUUUGGCAUCCAGAGCUGCAGCAUUCGUAGAAUACGUACAUCAGCGAGCAAAAGAAAGGAUGAUUUUUAUGACGUAACGAUUGUUGGUGGUGGAAUGGUAGGAGGUAGUCUGGCAUGUGCACUUGGAAUGGAGAGUUCCCUGUCAGAGCUCAAGGUUUUAGUUCUAGAAGCUGGCCCUGAUAAACAUUAUGUUCUUCCGGCAAAAUAUGAAAAUAGAGUGAGCUCCAUCACACCAGGCUCCAAAAGUCUGUUAGAAAGCUUGGGUGCUUGGGAUCAUAUUUGUAACAUGAGAAUGAAACCUUAUAAGAGGAUGCAUGUGUGGGAUGCAUGUGGUGAUGGCCAUAUAGCUUUUGAUACCUCACAAGAUGUCAGCAGUAAGACUGAAAUGGCAUACAUCAUAGAAAACUCUGUGAUUACUGCUGCUCUUGAUAAACAAUUGAAACAGUUAGAUCAGAAUGUAGAGGUUAAAUAUAAUGCAAGAAUAAAGAAUGUCAUUCCACCUGAUCCUGUUUGGAGUAUGGACAAACCAGAACAUAAUCCAUGGGCAGGAGUCGAGCUGGACGAUGGAUCUGUCAUUUAUUCCAGACUACUGGUUGGUGCAGAUGGUGUUCGCUCAACAGUGAGAGGAGUAAUGGACACAAAGUAUUUGACUUGGAGUUAUGGACAGUUUGGUGUUGUGGCUACUUUGGAACUUGGCGAGAUAACAGAAAAUAUUGUUGCUUGGCAAAAGUUUUUACCAACAGGACCAAUGGCAUUAUUACCUUUGUCUGAAAAUAUGAGUUCCUUAGUAUGGACCACGACCACAGAGCAUGCCAAGACACUAGUCAAUUUACCAGAAGACGCUUUCAUUGAUGCAGUAAACAAUGGAUUUUGGGAAGACUUGGAUAGAAGUCCUUUAGUUGAAACAGCAUCCAAGAUUGGACAGGCCAUUUCUUCGUUAUUUCAGCCAGGAGGAACACUGUCUGGUACCCAGAUACCACCAAGUGCAUCCAAACUGGUAGAGGGCAGUAGAGCAAUGUUUCCAUUGGGUCUUGGACAUUCAUCGCACUACGUCCAGCCUAGAAUAGCCUUAGUUGGGUGUUACACGUACAAGAAGGCAGUAGGAAUGGGAUUCAUGCGUCUAUUUGACUACAUCGAAGGUGCUAAUAACAAAUCGGUCAAGAUCCCCAUGACAGCACCAGUACUUAAUCAAAUCCAACCCGCUCAAGGUCCCUACUGCAAGAACAACUUCACCGUCAACUUCUUCGUACCUUUUAAUCUCCAAGCUAAUCCUAUUCCUCCAACAUCCAAAGACGUGUUCAUAUCUAGCAUGCCUGCUAUGUGUGCUUAUGUCAAGACUUAUUCUGGCUUUGGAUCCAAUACUGAUGACAUCCUAAAGAAUGCGGCAGCUCUCGCCGAGGCACUGUCCAAGGAUCGUCUGGGAGAUACGUACCACAAGGAGUAUUACUAUUAUGCUGGAUAUGAUAGCCCUUUUAAGCUCUUUGACCGCACCAAUGAUGUUUGCCUUUCAUUACCUAAAAAUACUCAAAUAACCUAUAUUUCAACAGAGAAAUCAUCGUCUGGUUGUAAACCUGUCGACAAAGAUACCGCAGCAAAAAGGAAACAACUAGAAGCUUCCAUUCGUGCACAAGUCGCUGCAGAAGAGAAAGCUUAUCGCAUUGUAGAGCAGUUGGUUCUCGAAAACUCCAUAAGCGAUGAUUAUUUGCUUGAAAUCGGAAAUUACAUCACACCAAGUCACUACUCUGAUAUUAUUGAAGAAAGAGGCAAUGUUGCGCAUCUACAAGAGUACGAGACAGAACGGCAGAGGGCUGUUGUACCUAUGAUCGUUGCAACAGACCUGUUGAAUAGGCUGUUUUCAACCUCCAGCAUUCUACCUGUUGCCGCAAGGACUGCAGGUCUUCUGGCAACUAAUGCAUUAAUGCCACUAAAGGAGCAGAUCAUAUCAUUUGCAAGAAACUAAUCCAACCAUGCAGUUCUUAAAAGUCACAUAAUUAUCAUUAGCAAUCCCCCCAGUAUUCAUACUACUUUUCCCAGUAGACGGAGGUAGUUGUGAUUUUUUAAUCGCCUUCGUAGCAUCUGUUAUGUUAUCCGCAAGUACAUUUCAAAUCGACCACGUGAUGCCAAUGCUGUACCACGAGGACAAGUUUUUUACACCACGUGAUUAAAACUUGACUGAAUUUUGGAGGGAGUCAUGAGGAAAACAGAUUUUAAAGCUGCUGUUAAAUCAACUGUUUUGAAAUGGAUGAAAAUAUUUGUUAAGCACUUUAACAACUCAGAUAUGAGAAAAAACUUUAUUAUAAAAUAGCCAUAAAGAGGUGGAUUGUUUUUUGACCAUGGUUCCUUCUACCUAAAACAAAAACUUUAAAUCUUAGGGAUAUGUCCUGAAACACUCUCUGGGCUGCUCAAAGUCAGGGCACAGCUAGUUAAUGGAUUAAAUUGGAAUUUAGCUUGUUAGGUUUUAAACAGGGAAUCAAAAUAUGGCAACCAAUUUGAAUAACUGUUCUGGACUGACUGGCUUCUUCAUGUUCAUGUGGAAAUACAAAAGCAUUUUCACAUGUAAGAGAGGCUAGUCAGUACGGAACAAUAGUGGUAUUCAAAUUGGUCACCAUAUUUUGAUUUGGUAAAGCUGCUAAUACACACUGCAAUUUUGUUUUGCACUGACAACACAAUUUCACAUUUUUGUUGCAGCUAAAAAUUGCAACAAAAUGAGUAUUAAAUCCUGAUUGGCUAGUCUGAAUAGGAUUAUUGCAUUGCGAGUAAACAUGGGUGAUAGACGCUGCAAUUUUCGCUAUUUUUAGGCAUGCAGUUCCUAAAAUGUUGCAGAGAAAAGUUCAAACUUUUUGAUUCGAUUUUUGCGUUGCGAGACAUYGUUGCUGUCAAAGUCGCAGUGCAUGAUACACGCUGAAAUUGUAUCUCGUGCUGGCAAUGCAACGAAAGAAUUGAGAUUGCAUUGCCAGUGCAAGAAAAAAUUGCAGAGUGUAUUGGCAGCUUGAACUGAGGAAGGAAUACUGGAGAAAUCAAGGGAGAGACCUAUCGCAUUGUGAAACUGAGUCAAGGAAUCAAACGCAAGACCCUAGAGGUGAGAGAAAAGUGCAUUUCACUUGACCACCCUUAAUUCAGCAAGCAGCAGGGAUUACCCUUUCCAUUAGAAUCCAGUAAGUAAUCACUCAAUAUUUAAUUUAAAAAUGUUUAUUUGGAGUACUAGCACAUCUGUGCUUAAUGUACAAUGUUAUCUUAGAUUGUAGACCUCAUGAAUAUUGUUCAAUAAUUAUUGUCUCAACUAGCCAACAUCAAAAUCAAGGAACAUCCCA